This is a messenger RNA of Penicillium mononematosum, 1869 nucleotides long. Its product is annotated as flavin-containing monooxygenase. NCBI's taxonomy places the organism in Eukaryota, Fungi, Ascomycota, Eurotiomycetes, Eurotiales, Aspergillaceae. The record is from RefSeq and is a predicted model, not a curated record. The transcript is spliced from 2 exons. The coding region runs from base 1 to 1869 and encodes 622 amino acids. Gene Ontology annotation, molecular function: flavin adenine dinucleotide binding; monooxygenase activity.
AUGGCAAUUUCCAACGACAUCCCGCCAUCGCAUGAGCGAGUUGUGCCGGGUUCCUGCAACAUCGAACUCGGCCAAUUCCCCAAGACCAUGUCAUCCGAGUCGGAUGUUGCAUUAGACCCGAACGCUGUUGCGGACGAAAUCACCAAUCAGCUAAACACGGGUCUCGCAUCCAGAGACAAGGCAGCGGUCGCAUCACUAUUUCUCGAGAAUUGCUACUGGCGUGACCACCUGUGUUAUUCGUGGGACUUCCGCACCCUCGAGGGGAGUCAACCUAUCUCCGCCUUUGUCACCGAGACAGCACCUAGUAAAAUCGAAAUCGAUCGAUCAGUUGACUUCAAAUCCCCACACAAGGCUCCUAUUGAUUCCUUUGGUGAUGUCUUCGGAAUUGAAUUCCACAUCAAGGUCACCACCGAGAAUGGACAGGGAAAUGGUAUCAUGCGACUGGCGGAAGAUGAUGGCAAAUGGUACAUUUUCACCGUCUUCACUUCCAUGGUCGAGAUAAAGGGCCACGAGGAGAACAAGGAGAGGCCAUUUGGUGUUCGACAUGGCGAGCAGCAAGGUCGGAAGAACUGGAAAGAUCGGCGUAUUGAUGAGAUUAACUUCGAGGGCAAGGAUCCGGCAGUAUUGAUAGUUGGUGCUGGCCAGGGUGGCUUGACUGCUGCUGCACGUCUCAAGAUGCUCGAGGUUGACACCCUCAUCAUCGACCGAGAAGAGAAGAUCGGAGACAACUGGCGUCAGCGAUACCAUCAGCUUGUUCUCCAUGACCCGGUAUGGUACGACCACAUGCCUUACUUACCCUUCCCGCCCGACUGGCCCAUCUACACACCAAAGGACAAACUGGCGGAUUUCUUCGAGACAUACGUGAAGUUCCGAGAGCUCAAUGUUUGGAUGCAAACCGAGAUGAAAUCGUCAUCCUGGGAUGAGGACAAGAAGCAAUGGACUGUUGUUCUCGAGCGCAAGACAGAAAACGGAACCGAGACGCGCACCUUACACCCACGCCACAUUAUCCAAGCUACCGGCCACUCUGGCAAGAAAAACAUGCCCACUUUCGAAGGAAUGGAAGAUUUCAAGGGAGAUCGCCUGUGCCACAGCUCGGAGCAUCCUGGCGCGAAUUCCGAGUCAAAGGGUAAAAAGGCCAUCGUCGUUGGAUCGUGUAACUCGGCAAACGAUAUCGCGCAGGACUUCGUCGAGAAAGGGUACGACGUGACUAUGGUGCAGCGAAGCUCUACCUGCGUGGUAUCAUCCGACUCUACCUUGAGUAUUGCCUUCAAAGGGCUCUAUGAUGGGACCGGUCCGCCAACCGAAGACGCCGAUCUUUAUCUCACGAGCGUUCCAUUGCGCCUACUCAAAGCGCAACAAGUUAAAGUCACCAAACUCACGAUUCAGAACGACGCAAAGACGACCGAAGGGCUGGAAAAGGCAGGUUUCAAGGUCGACAACGGACCAAUGGACAGCGGUCUAUUGAUGAAGUACUACCAUCGCGGAGGCGGGUACUACAUUGACGUCGGUGGAAGCCAGCUCAUUAUUGAUGGGAAGGUCAAGGUCAAGCAUGGUCAGGAAAUCAGCCAAGUUCUUCCCCAUGGACUCCGAUUUGCGGAUGGUUCAGAGCUUGAAGCCGAUGAAAUCGUGUUUGCCACUGGAUAUCAGAACAUGAGAACCGAGACUCGUGUCAUUUUCGGCGACAAGGUCGCUGACAGGGUUGGUGAUAUCUGGGGUCUUGAUAAAGAGGGUGAAAUGCGGACUAUCUGGCGGCGGAGUGGUCACCCUGGAUUCUGGUUUAUGGGAGGGAACCUCGCUCUUAGCAGGUACUACUCGCGUCUGCUGGCAUUGCAGAUCAAAGCGCUGGAAGAGGGGUUGACUACUUGGUAG